Messenger RNA from Hyla sarda, 1118 nucleotides. RefSeq names its product Ts translation elongation factor, mitochondrial (gene TSFM). Gene Ontology annotation, molecular function: translation elongation factor activity; protein binding. The transcript has 6 exons. The record is from RefSeq and is a predicted model, not a curated record. Gene Ontology annotation, biological process: mitochondrial translational elongation. Lineage: Eukaryota; Metazoa; Chordata; Amphibia; Anura; Hylidae. Gene Ontology annotation, cellular component: mitochondrial matrix. Bases 165 to 1091 code for a protein of 308 amino acids.
GCUGUCGGCGGGUUUUUCAGGUGUUUGAGGCGUCACCAUAAUGGCCGCUGAGACAACUUACCCCAGCAAAGCGUCUACCUCUAGUGUUUGAAUAUUGGUUACUAGAAUGUUACUCGGCGGCGUGACGUCAUCACUCCGCGCCCUGUCAUUCAUCGUGGAGCAGUAUGGCUGCGCUGUCAGGAUUCCUGCGGUCCAAGCUCUUCUCCUGGCAGCAGGCGGGACUGUUCCACUCCGGUUUGCGGUUACUGGCGAGCGACAAGGAACUUUUAGUUAAACUCAGAAGGAAGACUGGCUACUCCUUUGUCAACUGUAAGAAAGCCCUCGAAAAGUUCAACAAUGAUGCGAAACAGGCAGAGACCUGGCUCCAUCAGCAAGCGCAAAAAGAAGGCUGGAAUAAAGCGUCCAAGCUACAAGGAAGAAAGACUGCCGAGGGUCUUGUGGGUCUCCUGCAGGAAGGGAACACAGCGGUGAUGGUAGAAGUCAAUUGUGAGACAGACUUUGUAGCCAGAAAUGUGAAGUUUCAGCAGCUGGUUCAGCAGGCAGCACUUUGUACUCUGAGGCAUUGCCGGAGUCAGGAGCAGCACCAGGCGUCCUAUUCAAAGGGUUUGAUUCCUGGUGAGGAGAUUUUGCAGAUGAAGACAGAUGAUGUGACUAUUAAAGAUGUUCUUGCUUUGACAAUUGGAAAACUUGGAGAAAACAUGUUAAUGAGAAGAGCUGCAUGGGUCAUGGUCUCUUCUGACCUGUUUAUUGGGACAUACAUGCAUGGUGCUUUGCAGCCAGAUCUUCCAUCCUUAACAAACAUGUCAUAUGGCAAAUAUGGCUCACUGGUUGUAUGCAGAAAGGCUGACACCGAUUCUACAAGCAACAUUACUGAACUUGGUCGCAGACUGGGCCAGCAUGUAGUGGGCAUGAAUCCCCUGACAGUGGGCUCUUUAGAAGACGAAUCUACAGGAGAUGCAGAAACCAGAAUGUUGGCCCAGCCUUUCCUGCUUGAGCCCAGCCUGACUGUAGGACAAUAUCUCCAUCCACAUGGAGUGCAGGUGUUGGAUUUUGUUCGCUUUGAAUGUGGGGAGGAAACGCAUACACCUUAAAAUAAACACGUUAUCUUACAAUAUUAA